Plutella xylostella (diamondback moth) is the source of this 4690-nucleotide messenger RNA. RefSeq names its product P protein. NCBI's taxonomy places the organism in Eukaryota, Metazoa, Arthropoda, Insecta, Lepidoptera, Plutellidae. The record is from RefSeq and is a predicted model, not a curated record. Gene Ontology annotation, biological process: transmembrane transport. Gene Ontology annotation, cellular component: membrane.
AAAACGUCGCUGUAAUCAGUUGGCUGUUGAUCCCGCUGCCGCGAGCACGAAAACAAACGCACGGUCUUAAAAAAAACGCGGUCAACAAGUUCAGUGCAGUGUUUACGUUUGUAGCAGUGUACGCUAGUUUUACAAAAACGAGUGCUGGCCGAAAAGAAAAGAAAACAAAUCGGAUGUAUCAUGUAAACACAAACUCAAACUAAGCGUAUUAAAGGCAACGUAAGCAAACCACAAUACAAACCAUAAAAUCCUAAAUGUAAAAAGUGCAAACACAACCUUCAAAACCCACCAUAUAACUAUAAGUGUAAAAAGUGCAAAACUAACUUUUGAAAACUAUGCUCUAGAACUGAAAGUGCUUACAAAAUGGACAAGUUAAUAUCGAAUGUGAAAGAGUGGUCCGGUCUCCUUGCCAGGAAGCAGCCUGAAGAGGUCACCAGGAGUCAGUAUUCCCUGGUGUCCUGUGGCGACCUGUCACCAGCUGCCUUGGAGCUAUGGCUGGGGCUACCUGAAGAAGUCAAAUAUGACCCCGCCUUGGCGCCUUUUCGGAGAUUCUAUGAGAAGGAGCAUGGUACAGUCGAAAACAUAACCCCCAGCUCCAAGAGCAGAAGCACGUCGAACAAACGCCUCCCAUUGGUCAGUUCCGCGCCGCAUCUCAACAACAACCUCACGAGCACCAAUCAGAUCUUCGACAUUAACAAUUUGAACAGCUUGAACAACAACAACAAUGUCUGCAAUGAGUUGCCGCAAUGGAAGAAGAAUGAUCCCAGCUGUGAAAAUGAUCCAGACACAACACAUAAACCAUCGAAAAUGGCGCGGCUCCGGCACUGCACCAAGAUGUCGCUGCUGCUGGCCACCUGGAUGUUCUUCACCCUCAUCUUCAUGAUGUACAGCGAGAAGGAGGUGGUCACCCGACAGUCGUCCAUAGCUCCGGGCGAACUGAAAGAUUACCCAAUCCAAUCAACGGAAGCCGAUCUCAAAGUCCACUUAAAACUGACCGGACCCUUCCUAUCCGAGCAGAGUGAACAGAAACUAAACGCUACAGAAGUAGAAACUGCAGCUAAAAUGGAAGUGUGGAUGAUGAAGUGGCUGGCUGAUGGAACUGUGGAGAGGACGCACACAUGGGACAUACUGAUCGAAAACGACGACAGCCUAGACUUCUCCGUCGGCGAAACGAGAUCUGCACUUCUCAAGUUCCACAGAGAAGCUAAUUCUAGACGAACUGAUAAUGCUAAUGCUACAGAAGCUACUUCAGCUGCUAGUGAAGCUACUAGUGCUAAUGCAACUUACGCACUAAGAAUGCAGACGACGUCAAAUAGAUCUCUGCCGUUCAGUAUGACGUAUACUAAACAGCCUUUGGAUUCAACAACCGGUGUGCUAUGCUCUUGUGUGUUGCUUAUUGGGCUGUACACUUUGAUCAUUUUUGAGAUAAUAAACAGAACGAUGGCAGCAGUAGUCGUCUCCACCACCUCCAUCGCCGUGCUAGCGUUCUUCGGCGAGCGCCCCUCCCUGCCCGAGCUGAUCUCCUGGCUGGAUGCAGAGACACUCCUGCUGCUGUUUUCCAUGAUGCUGCUGGUGGCCAUCAUGGCUGAGACCGGCAUGUUUGACUUCCUGGCUGUCUUCACUUUUGAGGUGACGAAGGGCAAGAUGUGGCCUCUCAUCAACCUGCUCUGUGCCAUCACGGCGCUGCUGUCCACCUUCCUCGACAACGUCACCACCGUGCUGUUGAUGACGCCUGUCACCAUCAGACUCUGCGAGGUGAUGGAGCUGGAUCCGGUGCCGAUCCUGAUGUCGAUGGUAAUGUACAGCAACAUCGGCGGCACGGCCACGCCCGUGGGAGACCCUCCCAACGUCAUCAUCGCGUCUAACAAGGCCGUUGUCAACUCCGGCAUUAACUUCACGAACUUCACGAUGCACAUGACGGUGGGAAUCUUGUUCGUGGCGGUGCAGACGUACCUGCAGCUGCGGUUCAUCUACCGCGACACCAACAAGCUGCGGCUCAACGUGCCCGCCGAUAUACAAGAGCUCCGCCAACAGAUCUCAAUAUGGCGUCGCGCGGCUGAAUCCCUGCCGCACCUCAGCAAAGACCAGCUCGUGGUCAGAGAACGACUGGAGAAGAAGAUCAGGAAGCUGAAUGUCCAACUGGAGGACAAGGUCAAGGAGAGGACGAAGCGGGCAUGCCCCAAAGACACGUUUCAGAAGACCUUGGAUGAGAUGAAGCAAAAGUACAAAAUCCGCGACGUGUCUCUUCUGGUGAAGGCGACGGUUGCUAUCACAUUCGUCGUGGUCGUGUUCUUCUUGCACUCGAUACCUGAACUAAACCGUGUAUCCCUAGCCUGGACGGCGCUACUCGGCGCCAUCUUGCUCCUGAUCCUGGCGGACCGCGAGGACCUGGAGCCCAUCCUGCACCGCGUGGAGUGGUCCACGCUGCUGUUCUUUGCCGCGCUGUUUGUGCUUAUGGAGGCUCUAUCGAAGUUGGGUCUGAUCGCCUACAUCGGUGGAUGGACGGAGUACAUUAUUCUGAGCGUGGACGAGAGCUACAGGCUGGCUGUGUCGCUUAUAUUGAUGUUAUGGGUGUCAGGCCUAACCUCGGCGUUCGUGGACAACAUCCCGCUGACGACGAUGAUGAUCCGCAUCGUGACGUCACUCGGCGGGAAUCCGAACCUGGGACUUCCGCUCGCGCCGCUGAUAUGGGCGCUGAGCUACGGCGCUUGCUUGGGAGGUAACGGCACACUAAUAGGCGCCAGCGCCAACGUGGUAUGCGCGGGAGUGGCGGAACAACACGGCUACCGGAUCACUUUCAUGCAGUUCUUCAAAGUCGGCUUCCCCGUCAUGAUUGGCCAUCUUGUGGUCGCUUCUUGCUAUCUGUUGGUCUGUCAUUGCGUCUUUACGUGGCAUUGAAAACUACCGCCUACGGGUGAGGCCCCAUUGGUGCGUUGCGUUAGAUGGUGCAAAAAUGAGGCCUCGCUCUACAUGGACUUUUGGUAACGUUUUGAUUGUAUGGUCCGACUACAUGUGUUUAUUAAACUGACAUUGUGGAGAAUACAAUAGGUACAUGGGCUAAUGGGGAGUUGCAGAAAGGAACUUUAAGGUAAUGUCGGCAUUAAAUCUGUGUUUGUCUCUUCUGUCCGAUCAAGGCUGUAAUAGAUUUAAUGCCGACGUUAGCUUAAAGUUCCUUUGUGCAACUCAUAGUUAGUAUUUGUUUUUUUUUUAUUGGACUGUAUUUUUAUUUAAUAUAUUCAUGCAGUUCUUCAGAGUCGGCUUCCUUGUCAUGAUCGGCCAUCUUGUGGUCGCUUCUUGCUAUCUGUUGGUCUGUCAUUGCGUUUUUACGUGGCAUUGAAAUGUAGGUCUAGUACAGGCUUGAUAGAUUAGAUUGUCUUGCAUACAAAGUGGCGCCUCUAGCGGAAACUAUCAUGAAACUUUUGACAGAUGAUGCAUGCAGGUGACAGAAGAAUUUUUUCGUUUACGUAAAUUGCAAAACCCGUACUAGAGGCCAUGGUCUGACUAAAGACUAUUCUUUUAUCUCAGAUACAAAAUUCACAAGUGCAAUGAAUGUUUAGUUGUGAAAUAUUAUUAUAAAAAUGUUAUUCAUUUCGACAUUUAUCGCACUUGUCAAUUUAGUAUCUGAGAUAAAAGAAUAGACUUGACAUGGGCUUUGAUUUUAUGGUCCGACUAUUUAUGUAUUAUGUUUUUUGGACUGUAUUUUUAAAUAAUAUAAAGUUUCAACCCCGUAUUCGUAAAAAAAACUGUAUUUUUAACAAAGGCUUUAAGCGAUUACGUGAUACACGAAUUUUGGCUGAGAGAGUCGAAACUCAUGGUUUUCUCAUACAAAUAAUUAUAAAUUUCAAUAAAUACGGAGUUUAAAAUGAAGCUACAGUGUUUUCGUCACAAAAUUUCAAGAGUAUUGUGAGUGUUUCUAAAAAAAAUAAAAUUGUACAAAAUACCUUACAAUUGUGUGUUUGGAUAUAUGCAUCUAUUUUUGGAGCAAUCUUUUCAUUUUUUUAAGGAUUUCUUUGUAUAAAAGUGUAUUUUUCUACCUUCAGAAAGUGAAUGAAAUAUUUAAUAAAAAAUGUUUAUGAAUAAGUCUGUGAUAACGAUGUUGAAUACCUACUACGGUACUUAAUUGUGUAAUACCUACAAUAUUGUCGGAAAGUUGCUACUUUUUAUAUAGAUUUUAAAUGUCACAUGAUGUUUUCAUAAUAUGGUACUUUGGUUGCGUUCACAGUAUGUAAAAUGUUUGCCACCGACUAAGUUAGAGGCGUAUCGGUAUAGUAUGCCGAGUGUUAUCAGACCCCUUAGCAUGAAUUUUAAUCGUGAACGUGACGUGAAAGUACUCGAUGAAUUUUGUAGGGAAAUUUUAUUUCUGCUACCGACCGCCAGGGGCGGUUUUCAUAUUGUCAUAUAAAAUUUCUCGAUGAAUUCUACUUUACGUUCAUGAUGAAAAUUCAUGCUAAGGGGUCAGUUUGCUAGUUUUGUGCUCUUAGUAAAGGUAAGGCCCCGUUGGUGAAUUGCGUCGCGUCGUUCCAAAGGAACGGUCAUACAUAACAAAAUUUAAAGGAACGUAACGCUCUAAUUUGGCCUCGCCCUCAGAGACAGUUUGCCUACUGGAAACGCAGCCAUAUACAGAGUGUUGCAAAAAGGGUAUACUAAGCCGAGACCUACAUGUGCAGCAUGGUAUAUCUAAGCCCGAAAA